UUCCUCCCACACUCAGUAAAGAUGUUUUUCAGAAUGAAUCUUCUCAUUUUACUCUUCACCGCAGUCGCAGCAGCCCAUCCCCAUUUCAUGUGGAUGGAGCUCUUCCAUCCGCCAUUUCUGAUGGAAGUUAGCUGGAAAGCUCAGCAAGAGUACGACGAAAUUCUUCAUAAUCCGAAGUUGACGAUUGCUCAGCAAAAGGAGCAAAUCAUGGCGUGGGCAAAGAAAUACAAGGUCACGGUACGUGAAGAUGUCACUGCUGUUCAUAAUCUCACCGAAAUAAUGAAGAAUCAGAACCAGACCAUGCUGCAGAUGAUGGAGGGAGCACCAUUCGGUAAAAAGAGCUAUCCUGAAAUUGACGCUUUUCAGGUCUUCCAUGUGCUAAUGUUUGCUAUGAAAGAAGUCAUGCGAAAACAUGGUCCACAUGGACCUCAUCCGAUGCCACAUGAAGGACCUUUCCCAUUCGGUGGUUUCCAGCCCUGGAAUCACCCCUUUGGAAAUCCUUGGAAUCACCAAUGGAGGAAUCCUUGGGAACAUCAUUGGGAGAAUCCUUGGAAAAAGCCAUGGCAACGAGGAUGGAAUAAUGGACCUUUUAGUGGGUGGCCGCAUUUUGAGCCAGAAGGCCCAUGGAACAGAGGAGGAUGGCAAGGUAAACGUUUUGAUAGCUUCGAGACCUGA
Molecule: messenger RNA, 675 nt
Organism: Haemonchus placei
Lineage: Eukaryota; Metazoa; Nematoda; Chromadorea; Rhabditida; Trichostrongylidae
Source: the annotation of a GenBank genome assembly